GGUGAGAGCUGGUUGUGUGGAAUCUUCUCCAGGAACACCAGGACCAGGACGUCCUUCUUCUCAUCAAAGAGCCGGAAGCUGGCCACCUGGAUCUCUCUGGAGCACCACUCACUCUCCAGAAGUGAAGAAGAAAACGACGGAGCUUCUGAGACAACUAACAGAAGACCUACUGCACUGCUUUGAUCAGUGGAAGACCAGAAUGCAGCGGUGUGUAAUUGCAGAAGGGGAAUAUAUUGAAGGGGAAAGGAAUUGAAAUGAACCACGCCUCGCACGCAGACUGACGGCCAUAUUGACUGCGUUUACCUCUCCUACUGGUGGAACUCCCCGGUCUUUUUUUUUUUUUUGUAUACAUCACCAUCAGUACACUUUGCCAGAGGACCAGCAGGGAUCGUAGCUGCGAAGACUGUUCUGUUUUGGGAAUAAAUAAGGACAUCAUGCUUUCAGGCAGGCUGUAAUCCGUUUUCAGGGAGCAGUUCUUCAUUUGUGAGCCAGUGAACGUGCCAUCUCAAGACGGACGACGAAUUGUUUUUUUUUUCGCAGCGAAAGCAGAAGGGGGGAGAGGCAGCGAAGAUGCCAAAACCGAUCAACGUCCGGGUCACCACCAUGGACGCGGAGCUGGAGUUUGCCAUACAGCCCAACACCACCGGCAAACAGCUCUUUGACCAGGUUGUGAAGACGGUGGGUCUGCGUGAGGUCUGGUUCUUUGGUUUGCAGUAUGUGGACAGCAAGGGUUACAGCACGUGGCUGAAGCUCAACAAGAAGGUGACCCAGCAGGAUGUGAAGAAGGAGAACCCGCUCCAGUUUAAGUUCCGGGCCAAGUUCUACCCAGAGGACGUUUCGGAGGAGCUGAUCCAGGAGAUCACCCAGCGCCUCUUCUUCCUGCAGGUGAAGGAGUCCAUUCUGAACGACGAGAACUACUGCCCCCCUGAGACGGCCGUGCUGCUGGCCUCCUACUCUGUCCAGGCCAAGUACGCCGAUUACAGCCGGGAGAUCCACCGGGCCGGCUACCUGGCCAAUGACCGGCUGCUGCCCCAGAGGGUUCUGGAGCAGCACAAACUCACCAAGGAGCAGUGGGAGGAGAGGAUCCAAGCCUGGCAUGAGGAGCAUAGGGGCAUGCUGAGAGAGGACUCGAUGAUGGAGUACCUGAAGAUAGCACAGGACCUGGAGAUGUACGGCGUCAACUACUUUGAGAUCAAGAACAAGAAGGGAACAGAGCUCUGGCUUGGAGUGGAUGCACUGGGGCUCAACAUCUACGAGCACGACGACAAAUUGACGCCAAAGAUUGGGUUUCCCUGGAGUGAGAUCCGAAACAUUUCUUUUAACGACAAGAAGUUUGUCAUCAAGCCCAUUGACAAGAAAGCUCCAGACUUUGUGUUCUACGCGCCGCGCUUGCGGAUUAACAAGCGCAUCCUGGCCCUGUGCAUGGGGAACCACGAGCUGUACAUGAGGAGGAGGAAGCCCGACACCAUCGAGGUGCAGCAGAUGAAGGCUCAGGCCCGGGAGGAGAAGCACCAGAAGCAGCUGGAGAGGGCGCAGCUGGAGAACGAGAAGAAGAGACGAGAGUACGCAGAGAAAGAGAAGGAGAGGAUAGAACGAGAGAAGGACGAGUUGAUCGAGCGAUUGAGACAGAUAGAGGAACAGACACUAAGGGCACAGAGAGAGCUGGAGGAGCAGACACGCAAGGCCCUGGAGUUGGAGCGGGAGAGGAGGAGGUCCGAGGAGGAGGUGGAGAGGCUGGAGAGGGAGCGUCGGGCCGCAGAGGAGGCCAAGGCUGAGCUGGCUAAGCAGGCCGCUGACCAGAUGAAGAACCAGGAGCAACUGGCAGCCGAGCUGGGAGAAUUCACCGCCAAAAUCGCGCUCCUGGAGGAGGCCAAAAGGAAGAAGGAGCAGGAAGCCUCAGAAUGGCAGCACAAAGCUCUGACGGCGCAGGGGGACCUGGAGAGGACCAAGGAGGAGUUGCGGACGGUGGUGAGCGCCCCCCCGGGCCCCCUCGCGGGCGGCGGCGGCGGCGGCGGUGGCGUCGGGCCGGCUGAGAACGAGCACGACGAGCAGGACGAGAACAGCGCCGAGGCCAGCGCCGACCUGUCCAGCGACGGAGCGGCGGACCUCCGGCGCGAGGAGGAGCGUCUGACCGAGACGCAGAAGAACGAGCGCGUGCAACAGCAGCUGCAGGCGCUGAGCUCAGAGCUCGCCAAGGCGCGGGACGACACCAAGAAGACGCAGAACGACGUGCUCCACGCGGAGAACGUGAAGGCGGGGCGGGACAAGUACAAGACCCUCCGUCAGAUCCGCCAGGGCAACACCAAACAGCGAAUCGAUGAGUUUGAGUCCAUGUGAGGGGCGUGCUGUCCCGUGUACAGACCCCGCCCCCCGCCUCCCCAGAGCCCUGGAGAGGCUGUAGGGACAGGGGUCAUUCCCCACAACCCCCUCUGCCCCCAUGUCUUGCCAAAGUUCUUUCCUCUACUGGUCAGCCAGUCAGGCCAUUUGUAGAGCCCCACCUAACUCUACUUGGAAUUGUCCAAUCAAGAGCAAGCAAGCAUAUCCGGUUUGUAUGGACAUUUUUUAUUGUAUAGCAAAGGAUAAUUUAGCUCAUCUGCUGCGAUACUGAAAAUGAACAAUGGCCAUUUAUUACUUUUUAACAUUGCUAGCAAACUUGUAUGUCUUCAUUUGAAAAAAAUGUGCAUCUUUUUUAAUAGAUUCUGUUUUCUAAUCUUGUCUUAUUUAAUAUAUUUUAGUUUGGUUUCCCAUAUCCCGCUUUCUGCCUGGUUUAGUUUCCUUUCAGUGAUUCUGUAACUGUUGUCACUUCAACACCAGUGUCAGCUCAGUUGUUUCUGUAGGGUUUCGAGUUUGAACAUGUCUUCAGUUACUGCGUGAGGGCCAGGAGAAAAACAUGAAUAUGUUGGGUACAGGAAAAUGGAAAAUAUGGUCCUUUAUGAAUGAAAAAUAGAGUGUGACAUUAGCUGCUCUUCACACACCUCCAUCACAGUUUAUCAUCAAAUACCAUUCAAAUAUAAUUCAAAUACCAAAUACCAAAAUAUGAAAUACCUGAAUGUCCAAGUACCAAAUAACGAAAUUUGAAAUACCCAAUUAUCAAAUACCCAAAUAUUAAAUGCUGAAAUAAUAAAUGCCCAAAUACCAAGUACCCAAAUACCAAAUACCCCGAUACCAAAUACCUAGCCGUCACAGCCGUGCCGUGGCAGGAUGUGAGCAUAUGACUGAAAGCCAGAUCAUGGUCAGCGUAGUUUUUGUUGGGAAAAUGGCAAGCAUUGUUGGGCUGAAUGGCCUGUUCUUGUUAUUAUGUUAUUUUAUGUUUUAUGUUAUGUUAGUUUCCACUCAGAUUUGACUUCCCUCUGCCCGUCCUACAGUAUGAUUGUGUGCCCCAAGUUUCAUGGUCAUCGUAGAUGGCUUUCUUUGCCUGUUUGCUCACGAAGGGUCUGUGUAUGGAGUUUGUGCCAGGGGAUGACCAGCUCUGUCAGUCUCCCUCCCUAUUGGUCUGUCUAAAGGGUGGCACCCCUAUCUGAUUGGACAGGGGUCUGACUCAGCGGACAGGGACAGACUGUACACAUGUAGUGUGCAUGUUCAUAUGUGUCUGCCUGUAUGUCUGUGCAUGAGCAUGCUUGUAUGUGUGUGUACAUGCCUGUGUAUGUGGGGGAUGCAUAGGGUAUUUUUAUUUUUGGCUGGAGAGCGUAUGAAAACAUCAGUCCUUAGAGGAAGACAGCUCACUACCUCACUAUUGUUAACAGAUGACUGGCCAAUCAAACACUAUAUAAAUUCCCUGUUCUCCUAUCUCCCUCUGUUUGUAGAUUAGGAAGAUUGUGUAAAUACCUAUUUGUAUCUAUUUUACCAAUAUUAACUUAUCUCUUCAGCAAGCUUGGUUGUGUCAUCAGUAUUUGGUUGUUAUCCUAAUUCUACCAGGCUGUAGCGGCUGUUGUUGAACUCAGAUACAUGUCUGAGGUGCACUCUUGCACUUUCUGUGGGCGUUUGCAGGUUUGGAGGCGGUUCAGCUUUUCUGGGGCUAAGUCCAAGAGACAAACAGCGAGCUCUCAGUAUUGCGUUAGAAUACGGGUGGAAGACUUGCUUUGAUACUUUCUAAUAAACAAAAACCCAACUUUGAUGGACUAAAUUGUAUAAAUGUUAUACAUUUUUGUAUAAACAAUAUGAAGUACAAAUAUAUUUUUAUUUAUACUAAAGCAGCGUGGUAUCAGAGUUCAGUGUUGAUAUGAAAAGCUGUAUUUUGUAGAGCAAUGUGGGUGUGUCAUUUUUUCACUCCCAUUUUUUCACCCCCUAUUAGCUGCAGCUCGAGCACAGCUGUGGUGUUGCUGUACGGAUCACAUCAGUGGAGGCAUAGAGUCUAGAAGUGAACAUUUUCUUCAGCAACACACCUCUCCUGGUGGAAUUUUCUCAGCCGUGAUAUUUUGGGGUGUUUUUGAAACAAUACUCGAUGCAGGAAGAUCUUUGUGUGUGGAAGAGGCUCAGGGCCUGAUUUCUGCACAUGCUAAUCCUACAACAUGACCAAUAAUUGGUCAUGGUAUUUGUUUUGUACCAAUCAUUGGCUGUGUUAUUAGUUUAGCAUGUGCUAAGUGCUAAAGGCCUUAGUAAACCAGUCCCUCAGUGAUUACCCUCUGUUACAGUACAUGAAGCGGAUAGCGGCUACUGCAUUAGACCUGUGUGUGUGUUUGUGUGUGUGUGUGUGUGUGUGCAAGGAUGUGUCUACAGCAUUAGACCUACACGUGCGAGUAUGUAUGUGUGCAAGGGGGUUUCUACUGUGUUAGACAUGUGUGUGUAUGUGUGUGUGUGCGCAAGGUGGUGUCUACUACAUUAGAUCUGUGUGUACGUAUGCACGAGGGGGCAUCCAAUGCAAUUCCUCAGGUGUUGCCGCCCCCAAACCCCACCCCCUGUCAAUUGUCAGCGCGCACGGUGAUGGAUUACCCUAAUCCUACCCAACCCGCUAGCGAUGCGAUGCAGGGUUUGAAACCCCGGGGAGGGCCGACAGGAGAACGUUUGUUCACGUUCCGCUUUCUCCUGGUGGGAUGCAGCGGGGCAGGGUGUGGCUGGUCCUGCCCACACCCUCGGAAUGUGCCUGGGCCUGCGAUGCACCCCCCCGGCCCUUUCGGCAGUAUCUUUUGCAUUUGGCCUUCUUCUGUAAUUGCAGCGUGAUUUCUGUGACCUUUACGCUACAGCUUUCGUGUGAGGAGAAUCUGUCCGUCUGACGCAUUCCGCGUGUCGGAGUCUGCUUGCAGGGGCGCUUGGGUUGAAGUGUCCGUGACUGAACACAUCUGAGCCGUAGAUCUCAGUUUGACCUUUAAGCAGAUAUCUGUUGCACAGGUUGUAAUUGCCCUAACAAGUCAAAUGUGCUUUCAAAUGGUUGAUUUUCCUAUAAAAAAGCCGAACAUUCUGUGUGCAGAAAUAUUCUAUAUGUAAAUACUCAAGCAGCAGCCAAUGGCUUUUUAAAGUAAUAAUAUGGCAGAAAAUGAAGACCUUGUUUCCCACAGGAUAGAGAUUAAUGUAAAAGCCCACAUUUUGAGACUGGGUCUGUCUGAUAAAACUCAUAAUGUCAUAUGUUCCUAUCCAUCUUAUAUUACAUUAACUCAGCAGUGAAAUUAAUGCGCGCUUAAAAUAAUGUGUCUCCCUCAUACAAAUGUCUCUGUACACCAGUGGUUCUCAAAAUGGAGGGUGGGGGGGGGGGGCAGAGAGAAAGCAGGGGUGGCACAGUGACGAUUGAAGGGAAAAAAAAAUUCCAUUAGAAAACAAAAUGAAAAUUGCAUUCAAGCAGAACCAAAGUUGUCAGGCGGGCGGGGGGGUUAAAAAAAAUUUCUUUUACCAAGGGGUGCGCCUGUCAGAAAAAAAGUUUGGAAACCACUGGUGUAAAUAAACCAGGUGAAAUUUCUCAGUGGUGCAGCACUACUGGAACAACGUCCAUUAUGGCCCGGCGGCUGUGUGGAUUAAUUGAACUGGACCUGUUGAGCUUUCAGUGCUGGAAUCGGCUGUUAUUUACUGUCCACGAUCCUUUCUGUUUGUGUUUUUUCUGUCUAAAGCCUGAUUUAUACAAGUGUUGUGCGACAGAAGUGAAAGUGUUGCAUGACGUUUUGCAUUUAUACUUCUGCGAAGGCCUCCGAUGGGGGUUCUGUUGUCCACCAAACACCAAACUCCUGACAGUUUGUUUGAUAGUUUUACAUUACAUUUCAGAAAAUAUGGCAGCACUCUGUGAAAUAACCAAUAACACAUAUCCAUGACAAUAAAUUUUAGUGUUCCAUCUGGCUGUCCAAUCAGCACUGCACGACAAAGCAUGAAGUUCUGCAACACAACAAAAUUCUAGAGGUGUGCGACACUUUUUUCCGUUGAAAAUACAUCAUUUUUGUCAUGCAAGGGUCUUGCAAUGAAGUAUAAAUCAGGCUUUACAGUGUAUGAGAAUAAUUGCACAAUGAAACUUAAUGAAAAGCCAUUUUCUACAAAAGCAGAGAACAUGUUUUCAUUUGCUGUUUAAUUUUCCUUUUUUUUUUUUCACUCUAUGGGGAGUGAAGGUGCUGAAGGUAGGAUAGAACACUAAAUAGUUUUAAAUGGUUCCCUGCCCUGACCUCCCCUCCCCUUCCCCAAUAUUGCUGCACUGUUGUAACAUAAAAUCAAUAGAAACUAUUUUGAAAAGCAUCCAUUGGUUAACAAUAAACACGAAAUGAAUAUCCA
Anguilla rostrata (American eel) is the source of this 6681-nucleotide messenger RNA. Its product is annotated as radixin. NCBI's taxonomy places the organism in Eukaryota, Metazoa, Chordata, Actinopteri, Anguilliformes, Anguillidae. Gene Ontology annotation, cellular component: apical part of cell; cytoskeleton; plasma membrane. Gene Ontology annotation, biological process: regulation of organelle assembly; positive regulation of early endosome to late endosome transport; regulation of cell shape. Gene Ontology annotation, molecular function: cell adhesion molecule binding; actin binding. The record is from RefSeq and is a predicted model, not a curated record. The coding region runs from base 571 to 2337 and encodes 588 amino acids. The transcript has 17 exons.